Drepanopeziza brunnea f. sp. 'multigermtubi' MB_m1 is the source of this 1599-nucleotide messenger RNA. RefSeq lists its product as uncharacterized. Gene Ontology annotation, biological process: DNA repair. The record is from RefSeq and is a predicted model, not a curated record. Gene Ontology annotation, cellular component: nucleus. NCBI's taxonomy places the organism in Eukaryota, Fungi, Ascomycota, Leotiomycetes, Helotiales, Drepanopezizaceae. Gene Ontology annotation, molecular function: double-stranded DNA binding; single-stranded DNA binding; 3'-tyrosyl-DNA phosphodiesterase activity.
AUGCAUGGCUCGUUUGAUGAAGACCGGUCGCGCAAGAGGCGUAAAUUGAGCAGCGACGAUGAAGAAACUCAGAGCGAGGAUGACACUGAUCAGAAUAACAAGAAGAACUUACCCUACAGUAUCACCAGGUCGAUCUCUCCUCCUCCUCUUCGACGAGACCGAGAACCAGAAGUUCAAGUUGCCAAAGUCUUGAAAUCGCCUUUCCAACUUACCUGUAUCAAGGACCUCCCUGAAGCUGUUAAUAAAGAUGCAGUCUCUCUCAAGAAUAUCCUUGGCGACCCGACUAUCACUGAAUGCUGGGAAUUCAACUAUCUCCACGAUCUCGAAUUUCUGAUGGAAGCGUUUCAUGAUGAUGUUCGAGAUCGUACUAAGGUUCAUGUGGUUCAUGGAUUCUGGAAAAGCGAGGAUGCGUCACGACUCAACUUGCAGGCCCAGGCUAAGAAGUACCCUAAUAUCACACUUCAUACAGCAUACAUGCCGGAGAUGUUUGGGACGCAUCACUCAAAGAUGCUUGUGCUGCUACGAAAAUAUGACACCGCUCAAAUUGUCAUCCACACUGCCAACAUGCAAGCUUUCGAUUGGGAUAACAUGACCCAAGCUGCAUGGAUCUCACCGCUAUUGCCUCAAAUACGCGAGAAGGAGUUACUUGAGGACACAGAGCCUAUUGGUAGCGGCUCUAGGUUCAAAUUUGACUUUCUAAACUACUUGAGAGCCUAUGACACCAAGCGUGUGAUCUGUAAGCCACUCGUCGGGAAGCUUAUGAAACACAACUUCUCGGCUAUUCGAGGCGCUCUAGUUGCCAGCGUGCCUGGAAAACAGAGCAUAAAAAGUGACUCGAAGACGCUAUGGGGCUGGGCUGGGCUGAAGAAAGCUCUGGAGGCCGUGCCAGUGAGAAGUAAAGAGGGAGAGAUUGUCAUUCAAAUAUCCUCGAUUGCUACCCUCAGCGAGAAGUGGAUAGACAAGACCCUAUUCGCAGCUAUGAGCACGUCCAAGAGCCACGGCAGCUCGAAGUCGAAGUUCAAGAUCGUAUUUCCGACAGCGGACGAGAUACGGAGAAGCCUGAACGGAUACAACUCAGGCAGUGCUAUACAUACCAAGAUUCAGUCACACGCUCAGGCUAGACAGCUCCAGCUGCUCAAGCCAAUGUUAUGUCACUGGGCUGGGGAUAGUGAUGAGAAGGGUCCGAGUUCUGCACCGGUAUCUGAUGCUGGUAGGAAACGAGCUGCUCCUCAUAUCAAAACGUUCAUUCGGUUCCCCGAUGCUACCCGGUCUACCAUCGAUUGGAUGCUAGUCACCUCAGCAAACUUGUCCAAGCAGGCGUGGGGCGAAGGUACCAAUGCAGCAGGUGAUGUCCGGAUAUGCUCCUACGAGAUUGGUGUGUUAGUGUGGCCAGGACUCUUCGGAGAUAAUGCUACUAUGGUUCCAACCUUCAAGACUGAUAAUCCGGAUGCGAGUGCUGCAAAACCAGGAACUGAGUUGGUGGGUGCUAGGAUGCCUUACGAUCUUCCUCUUGUUCCAUACGGGAAGGAUGAUCUGCCUUGGUGUGCUACCUCCUCGUACGAAGAGCCGGAUUGGAAGGGCCAAGUGUGGCAGGCUUAA